CACGUCACAGUAGUACCUGCUUUGCCAACGAAUGUUAUCGCUGCCAUUCGUCUCGUGUAGAUCUCGUCUUGUGGAUGGCAUCCAUGGGUAACCAACAGCAGUGCCAGAUCAUUACUGCGACUGCGGCUCUGUUUCUGGCAAUCUGUGGCAUUCUUCUGCUCGUCGUACCCACCGAAGACGUUAAAGAGCCCCCGGAGUUUAUGUAUGGAAUAGUCCUGGAUGCUGGAUCCUCUCAUACGGCCAUGUUCAUCUACAAAUGGCCAGCAGACAAGCCGAACGGUACCGGCAUAGUCAGUCAACACAGCGAGUGUCAUGCCAAGGGAGGCGGGAUCUCCAGUUAUGCAGGUAACAGAGGAGGAGCAGCCCGUAGUCUUGAGGAAUGCAUGGAACAAGCCAUGCAGAAGAUCCCCAAGUCAAGACACAAACUCACCCCUUUGUAUCUUGGGGCAACGGCAGGCAUGAGACUACUGAAUAUUUCUAAACCCAAAGAAUCAGGUGAGGUUUUGAAGGAAGUGGGAGACAAACUAAAGACCUACCCAUUCAGCUUCAAAGGGUCCAGUAUCUUGAGUGGUCAAGAGGAGGGGGCUUAUGGAUGGGUCACAGUCAACUACCUGCUUGAGAAUUACAUCAAGUAUGGUUUUGUGGGAAAAUGGCUGUCUCCAGGCAGAGACACGGUUGGUGCUCUGGACUUUGGUGGAGCUUCUACUCAGAUCACCUUUGAAACAAAACAGAUGGUGGAGAACAAGGACAAUCUGAUGAAACUGCGGCUGUACGGACGAGACUAUCAGAUUUACACUCAGAGCUUUCUGUGUUAUGGGAGAGACCAGGUGUUACUCAGACUGCUGGCACUUCUGAUGGAGACUCAGGGUUCAUACCGCUCCAUAGUACACCCCUGCUAUCCUGCAGGUCACAGUGACUCCAUAAAGCUGAUGACUGUGUUUGGUACUCCAUGCAAUGAAAGACCACCUCUCUAUGAACCUGAUGUUGAGCUGCAAAUCAAAGGCACAGGAAACUACGAUCAAUGCCUGGGAAAUGUUUCUCAUCUCUUUUCUUUUAACAAUUGUUCUUAUUCCAGAUGCUCUUUUGACAAAGUCUUCCAGCCCAACAUUACUGGAAAUUUUAUGGCAUUUUCUGCAUUUUUCUACACCCAUUCCUUUCUUCAGGAAGCAACAGGCAUCAGCAUCAAGUCCCCAGAACAUUUAGAGAACGCUGCCCGUGUGGUCUGCAACAUGAGCUUUCAGGAGAUGAAUAAUAAGGUUAAGAAUCAGGAAAGCCGUCUGAAGGACUACUGUGCAGUCUCUGCUUUUGUGCAGGUGCUACUGCUCAGGGGAUAUGGCUUUGAUUAUCUCUCCUUCCCGCACAUCUCCUUCCAGAAGAAGGCAGGAGACACGUCUGUCGGCUGGUCCCUUGGCUACAUGCUAAACCUAAGCAACCUGCUGCCUGCUGAAGAUGUUUUACUGAAGAAAUCACUGCGCUCAAGUGCCUGGGGUGCUCUGAUUACCCUGUUUUGCUUUCUUCUUAUUAUGGCGCUAUAUUUUUUGUUGCGAGCCAUUCGUAAGAAAGGCACUGACAAUGGCAUUUAAUAAUGAAGGAGUUAUAUUGCACCCUGUGUGCAUGUUAUCCACUGCCCUUACGUCUGUUUACAGUGCAUUCCAAACAAGGAUGCACAAUGACUUUUUGUACCACAUUUCAUCAAACCUAUCUCAUUUUAAUAACAUAUUUCUUAUCAAGCACAUUUUAUAUAAAUUAUCAUUUUAGAAGAGACUGUGCAACAGGAAACUUGAUUUUAGUAGUGCUAAGCCUAAAUUCAUCAAGGACAGUCAUGUCAAGAUGUCUGUCUUUUUAUAAUGUUGAAUGUUUUAUAAUGUCUUAGGUAUACUGUGUUCUGUGCCUUA
This is a messenger RNA of Carassius carassius (crucian carp), 1895 nucleotides long. Its product is annotated as ectonucleoside triphosphate diphosphohydrolase 2-like. The record is from RefSeq and is a predicted model, not a curated record. Gene Ontology annotation, molecular function: UDP phosphatase activity; GDP phosphatase activity. The transcript has 9 exons. Gene Ontology annotation, cellular component: plasma membrane. NCBI's taxonomy places the organism in Eukaryota, Metazoa, Chordata, Actinopteri, Cypriniformes, Cyprinidae. Bases 75 to 1583 code for a protein of 502 amino acids. Gene Ontology annotation, biological process: nucleoside diphosphate catabolic process.